AUGGAAUCGCUUCCCAAUGAAAUUGUGCUCUUGAUAUUUCGCUAUUUGAAAACAUACGAUAUUGUUUAUGCUUUUCAGUUUCUCAAUCAGCGCUACUCGUGUUUGAUUGAAAAAUAUCGUUCGUCGUCGAUUAAUAUCGAUUUGGUCAACGCACCAACACGAAUUUAUAAUUUCUAUUGUUCGUUACUCUUCGAAUCGGAACAAUUCGAUCGAACUCAAGUCGAACAUCUUAAACUCGAAGGUUAUAUGCUGCACAGAUUCGUAUUGGACGAAACCAACUUUCCGCGUUUACAAUCACUCUCAAUUAUCGUUCGACGAACCGAUGAACUAUCGAUCCUGUUGAAAUAUUUCGCGUUUUUCACCAAGAUCAAACAACUUUACAUCAGAAGCGAUGUUUGCUGUUGCGAUCGAAUCUUAUUCGAAGAGCAUGUCAAACAAUAUCUCUUUCAAACAGACAAAACCCGAUUACAAUCGUUAACAUUCGCCACACCGCCUUGCUAUUCGAUUUCCGUGCAAGACAUUAAUUUCGAACAUUGUUUAUUCGCAAAUCUAACUCUUACUGUUCGUGCUAUGAACGAUUUCUGUACAAUACUCAGCAGUGUUCAACAAUUAGAAUCGUUGCGUAUUCGUGUUUUGGACUCAAAUAUUAAUGAACAAAAUCCAUUGACGAUCGCUGCACCGCCGUUGAAUCUCAAACAUCUGUUGUUCAUAUGUUCUCAUCCGAUCUCAUAUGAAGUCAUUCGAAAUAUUUUCAAAACACUGACACCAUUGAAACGGUUGAGUUUCUCGCUAGUUUUCGAUCUUCAAUCUGGUGUUAUCGACGGUUAUCGUCUCCAUUCCGACAUCUUUUCGUAUCUACCGAAUCUGUCGAAAAUUCAAUUCGAAAUCAAAUCCCUAAUUGCCAUGAUGUCCAACGAUUUAAUACGUUCGUUCGAAACUCCGUUCUGGUCUCGUUUUGCUCCGAUUGGUUUUCAUUCCUACAAUCAUAUUUACACUCUUCCAUUUCCAUUUCAUCAUCUCAAUCUCGAUCAAUCCAUACUGAAACAUCAACGCACACGAAAAUGUCACCAGAACUGGCGGUUUGUUCGUGACAUCGAUUUAUACGAUCGAAUUCCGUAUACGAACGAGUUUUUGACUUAUCUUCGUGAUGAAUUCCCUCGUUUGACAUCAUUGACAUUAAAAUGGAAAUUUGAUUUAAUGAGUUCAUCUCCAUCGUUAAUGACAUGGCUUUCCUUAUCAACGAUUCGUCGAUUGACAAUCAAAUCAACUUAUUUACAAAGUCCGGAAGUCAUCAAACAGUUUCUACUUUGUUUACCUAAUUGUGAUACAUUAGAUUGUGAUUAUGUGCUGAUUGCCCGAACAACAUCGUAUUUUCAAGCUGGACAUGUUUUGAACGACUUCGGGAAACGAUUACGUUUAUUAUUAGUCGAUGAAUUACCAUCGGAUUGGAAAGAUCCGAAAAAGAAGAGAAAAAAUGCGUAUUUUCGCCGAUUUCGCUUGUUUUUUCCUAAUAUUGAAUGUUCUCUAUAUGAUUGA
Adineta ricciae is the source of this 1536-nucleotide messenger RNA. Lineage: Eukaryota; Metazoa; Rotifera; Eurotatoria; Adinetida; Adinetidae. The record is from the annotation of a GenBank genome assembly.